UUAUAGAGUUACCCGGGUGGUAGUUACUAACAGUUGGAGUAAAAUCCACCCGCAGAGCGUUCUGCACUUUUGGGGAAGCCUUGCAGGCUGCUGCUCAACUCAUGUAGCUACUCGCUUUCUGCACUCCAUUCGAAAUCAAGUUAGUUGCCAGACUUUAGCCAUAGGCAGGACGAAAAACCGCCCAGUACAGUGCAGUAGCGUGUUUGUCACCAAAUUAUUGCAAAGACACAACAGUCAGCAGUUGCAGCAUUCCUACUACUAAAAUAAUGUACUAGUACUAGCUAGUCCUGUGUACAACGAUAACGUUACAAGCAGAUCAAUUAUUUUCUCCGGAUCAUUGCGUGUUGCCGUUCAGAGCGCCGGCUAGUAAUAGUAUCGAUGCGGCAGGCCUAACCCCAUUGCCAGGUGUAUCGUGGCCACCAGUUACCAGCACGGAGCAAUGUCGCUGCCGGCUGCCAGCGCCAAGCGCUCGACGGGCAAGCGAGAAGCUGGCGCGUCGCGGACGUGCACAGCGACGCAGCGCCGACUAGCACCACUGGACAUGACUUAUCGUGAAAUUCAGCGGCUUGAGCUGGCUAUAGAUAUCCUACCUCGCGGGGAAAUUCCCCGGUCCGUGGUGGCCACCAUGAACUUCCCUGAUGUGACGGACGUCAUGGGCAAGAAUCAAGACGGCGCCGGUGCAGACAGUCUCACGACGCACGUGAUCCGCCGGCCAAACCGGCAGCAGCGGCGCAAGCGACCUAAGUACGAGGACGACAGCAGCGACUCGGACACGGAAGUCGUACUCGCCGAGCGAGAGGUACGGCGCUACAAAAGCGACGUACUGAAGCUGGCCAACAACCACAUCCAGAAGAUGACCACGUUCCAGUUCUUCAUCGAAGCCGUUGUCGUCGAGCCGCUGAUGAUCACCUGGCUGGACCUCUCCUUCAACAGCAUCACCAAGAUACCAAGCUACAUUUCGCUGAUGAAGCACCUGACCAUCUUCUACCUGCACAGCAACAAGGUGCGCAACGUGCGCGGCCUGGCGCACCUGCAGUUCUGCGACAAGCUGCUGCGCUUCACCAUGCACUGCAACCCGGUGUGCGAGAAGCCGCUCUACAGAUACAAGGCCAUAGCGCUGCUGCCGCGCACGGUGACCAGCUUGGAUUUCUCCGCCGUCACCAAGUCGGAGAAGGCGGCGGCUCACACCUGGUACGAGACGGACGGCAAGCAGUACUUCUCAUCGCCGGAGCUGACCAAGCAGCUGCUGCGCGAGCACGAUGAGCGGGGCGUGUCAGGCAUGGCCACGACUACUGCCGACGACUCUGACGAGGACUUUGAGUUGGACUUUGCGAACUGAUUCCGCUGCCGGCCGUGGUAGAGCGCCUGCUUCGAUCAGGACCUUAGCCGGUGAACAUCAAAGCAUGUCGGGCGCCGCGUCAGCAUGAAACCGUAGCACCAUUCAGGCCUCCGCUAGAGUAUGUGAUAGGUACUAUGGCCGAUGUAUCUAUCCAACCCUAUCGCCAGUACUACAGCAUGCAUCUGCAUGAACUUCAAAGUGUCAAUAAGCACUCGGAUGCCGUGCAACCUGUGCUCGUGUAGACUAGCUUGUGCCAGCGGUUGCCGUGACGCUGAACAGGGAUGCAUUGCCAUUGGUCAUGUGAGUGAACUCUCCGCACUAGCUGUUGCCGUUCUCGGCGUAUACGUCUCGGGGCUGCGAGCAUAACCCGGCAGCACACACGGUAACGCCGGCAACACUGCUCUGUGCUGGCGCCAUCUUGAUUCAAGCUCGCGCCGCGUUCGCUUUACCGAGUCUGGUCUACCGUCCAUCGUUGUGCAGGCUGGUGUGCGUGCGCCUUUGCGAACGACUCGGCCUGCGCGAGUGCGCUCGUUGUGCAUGCAUGCUGGCUGCCGUGCUGCAUGACAGGCGGUGGUGAGCCUGUUCGCCGGAGGAUUCGGUCUGGUGGCACAUGUCUUGUUCUCAUGCAACGCCAUUACCUGUACAUGUAUAAUAAUUAUACGAGUCUUUCCCCUCUGCACUUUCCCCUCAAACGAAUGGAGAUGACUGUUGGUUUUGCAGUGUUUCACAGUCUUUUCUUCACAAGCUAACGUUAACCUUCCCAGACUACAUAGCCUGUCUUGACUGCUCUUGUCUUGUCUUGUCUUGUCUUCUGGAAUUGACUUCUGGACUUUGUCUUGACUGAGUGCAAGAAUUCGCUGCUCUCGCGCAUGCAGAUCUCUGCGGACAGAAUUUGUAUGCAUGCAUUGUGUCAUGCGUUAUCGAGUGUGCGUAAGUGUGUGCUUUUAUCGACACUUGAACUUUUGACAAGUUAAACAACACUGUUAUUUAGGCAAUUUUGUCUUGGCAUACAUCUAUUCUUCUCUCCAUAUUAACCCUGUUAUCUCUCCGAAGAAAACAUUUAUUGUCGAAACAUCAAUUAUUACUAUA
Molecule: messenger RNA, 2428 nt
Organism: Sycon ciliatum
Lineage: Eukaryota; Metazoa; Porifera; Calcarea; Leucosolenida; Sycettidae
Exons: 4
Coding region: 440-1339 (299 amino acids)
Molecular function (GO): protein binding
Source: RefSeq, a predicted model, not a curated record